Molecule: messenger RNA, 1971 nt
Organism: Anastrepha obliqua
Lineage: Eukaryota; Metazoa; Arthropoda; Insecta; Diptera; Tephritidae
Gene: CCT4
Product: T-complex protein 1 subunit delta
Exons: 5
Coding region: 158-1759 (533 amino acids)
Biological process (GO): protein folding
Cellular component (GO): chaperonin-containing T-complex
Molecular function (GO): ATP-dependent protein folding chaperone; ATP hydrolysis activity; ATP binding
Source: RefSeq, a predicted model, not a curated record
AAGAAUCAGCAGCGAAGAAAAGUGAAAAACUCGAGUCAGCCCUCUUGUGCGUCAAAAUUUUGUUCGGUGUGCAAUUGUGAUUUUAAUCCGUAAAAAUCAUAAAUAUAAAUUGUUUAAUCAAUUAAAAGGUGACUAAAAUCAUUUUGCCAAAAGAACAAUGGCUCCGAAAGCAAGCUUCGUUCCUGUUAAACCAAAAGGGCAAGCCUUCAAAGAUAAAUCGAAGCCGGCUGAUGUGCGUCUAUCAAACAUUCAGGCAGCAAAAGCUGUCUCCGAUGCCAUUCGCACCAGCUUAGGCCCACGCGGAAUGGACAAAAUGAUUCAAGCCGGCAAUGGUGAAGUUUCGAUCACAAAUGAUGGCGCAACUAUUCUAAAACAGAUGAACGUACUGCACCCUGCUGCGAAAAUGCUUGUUGAAUUAUCACGUGCUCAAGAUGUUGAAGCCGGUGAUGGCACAACAUCGGUGGUAGUUAUUGCCGGCGCUUUAUUGGAAGCUUGUGAAAAGUUGUUACACAAGGGUAUUCAUCCCACAGCUAUUUCGGAUUCUUUCCAACGUUGCGCGGACAAAGCUAUUGCAAUCCUUACAGAUAUGUCAACUCCCAUUGAGUUGACUGAUCGUGAUACACUUAUCAAGAGUGCUUCAACUUCUUUGAAUUCGAAAGUGGUUUCUCAGCAAAGCAGCCUUUUGGCUCCUAUUGCCGUUGAUGCUGUUUUAAAUGUGACAGAGCCAGGCAAGGAGGGCGCCGUUGACUUGAAAAAUAUUAAGGUUAUUCGUAGCCUUGGUGGUACUGUUGAGGACACUGAGCUGAUUGAAGGUUUGGUGUUUACUUCGCGUUCGGCCGGCACAAAUGCGCCCAAACGCAUCGAAAAGGCAAAAAUUGGCUUGAUACAGUUCUGCAUUUCGGCACCAAAGACCGAUAUGGAUCACAACGUCAUUGUGUCGGAUUAUGCCGCUAUGGAUCGUGUGUUGAAAGAAGAACGCGCGUAUAUUUUGAAUAUUGUAAAACAGAUUAAAAAGGCUGGCUGCAAUGUACUUUUGGUGCAGAAAUCAAUCUUAAGAGAUGCUGUUUCUGAUUUGGCCCAACAUUUCCUUGACAAGAUUAAGUGCCUUGUUGUUAAGGAUGUUGAGCGUGAAGACAUCGAGUUUGUUUGCAAAACCUUGAACUGUCGUCCCAUUGCUUCAUUGGAUCACUUUGUUUCCGAAAAUCUAGUGAGUGCUGAUUUAGUCGAAGAGGUGCCAAGUGGCACUACUAAGUUCGUCAAGAUUACCGGCAUUCAGAACCCUGGACGCACCGUAUCCAUCGUUUGCCGUGGUUCAAACAAAUUGGUGCUCGAAGAAGCGGCACGUUCGUUGCACGAUGCUCUCUGUGUAGUGCGUUGUUUAGUGAAGAAGCAGGCUCAAAUCGUUGGUGGUGGUGCGCCUGAAAUAGAAAUGGCUUUGCAACUAGCAGCCUAUGCACAGACAGUAGAAGGUGUUGACGCUUACUGUUUCCGUGCAUUCGCUGAUGCCUUGGAGGUUAUACCAUCUACAUUAGCUGAAAACGCUGGUCUCAAUCCGAUUGCUACUGUAACAGAGUUGAGAAAUCGUCAUGCGCAAGGCGAGAAAACGGCUGGUAUUAAUGUGCGCAAGGGUGCUAUCACCGACAUACUGGCUGAAAAUGUAUUACAACCGCUAUUGGUCAGUAUUUCGGCAAUUUCGCUGUCCACCGAAACAGUGCGUUCCAUUCUAAAGAUUGAUGAUAUCGUAAACACCUUGAGUUAAAUUAAUCUCCCAUACACUGGAACACAAUUAAGGAAUCUUACGACGCUAUAUUGUGAAGUCUAUUUCUAAACAUUUUUUGUUCGCAUUAAUCAUUAACUUAAAUUGAACUAAAUAUGAACGUAAGCCGGUUCAAGGGCCGCCAACUCUUCACCCAAUUUCACUACUACACAAAGAAAAUAUACUAAAUGCUUGAUUAAACUCCAUGCUAAAAA